CCACCAAGUGUCGCACCACAUGGCCGCCUCUACCUCGUCGUCGUCGACCGACGUGUUCGCCUCGACCCCUCAAGCUCCGGCCGACCCCAUCUUUGCCCUCACGGCGGGCUACCAGGCCGACUCGUUCAAGCAGAAGGUCAACCUCGGCGUCGGCGCGUACCGCGACAACAACGGCAAGCCGUUUGUGCUCCCCGUCGUGCGCAAGGCCAAGCAGAUCCUCGCUGCCGACGAGUCGCUCGACCACGAGUACCUGCCAAUUGCGGGCCUGCCCGCCUUCGUGAGCGCGACGGGCAAGCUCAUCUUUGGCGCCGACAGCCCGGCCAUCAAGGAGGAGCGCGUUGUCUCGAUCCAGACCAUCUCGGGCACGGGCGCCAACCACUACGGCGGCGCGUUCCUCGAGCGCUUCUACGAGCCGUGGCUCGGCAAGUCCAAGGAGGACAAGGUCAUCUACGUCUCGAACCCGACCUGGGCCAACCACAAGGCCAUCUUCAACUCAGUCGGCCUCACCCCGGUCGACUACCCGUACUACGACCCGCAGACGAUCGGCCUCGCCCUGCCCAAGUUUCUCGAGUUCCUGCGCAACGCUCCGAAGCAGAGCGUGUUCCUCCUGCACGCGUGCGCCCACAACCCGACCGGCGUCGACCCGACUCGCGAGCAGUGGCAGGAGAUUGCCGCCAUCUUCAAGGACAAGAGCCACUUUGCCUUCUUCGACUGCGCGUACCAGGGCUUUGCGUCGGGCGACCUCGACAACGACGCGUGGGCGGUGCGCCACUUUGUGUCGCAGCGCAUCCCGCUCCUCGUGUGCCAGUCGUACGCCAAGAACGCCGGCCUGUACGGCGAGCGCAUCGGCGCCCUCAACCUCGUCGCGUCGACGUCGGGCGACGGUCCCGGCGGCGCCGCCCGCCUGCGGUCGCAGCUCCUGAUCCUCCAGCGCCAGGAGAUCUCGAACCCGCCGACGUUCGGCGCGCGCAUCGUCGGCAUGAUCCUCAACGACGCCGACAUGUUUGACGAGUGGAAGCGCGACGUCAAGACGAUGGCCGGGCGCAUCAUUGCCAUGCGCGAGCGCCUGCACGACUUGCUCGUCAACGAGCUCAAGACGCCGGCGCCCGGCCCCAACGGGUGGGACCACGUCACGAAGCAGAUCGGCAUGUUCACCUUCACCGGCCUCACGCCGCCGCAAUGCAAGGCCAUGGUCGAGCGCGGGCACGUCUACAUGACGGGCAACGGGCGCAUUUCGAUGGCGGGCAUCAACGACGGCAACGUCGAGUACGUCGCCCAGUGCGUCGACAAGGCCAUGAGGGGCACGCUCUAGACGGCCGGCGCGGUUGGUGCGCUCGCCGGGGAGGCGUAGAUGAUCCUGCGCUCCGUCGAGGGCGCGGGCAAGUGUUCAGAUGCAGUGCAGGAGCUUUGUCCGUACAGGCUCGUCGACGU
Rhodotorula graminis WP1 is the source of this 1431-nucleotide messenger RNA. RefSeq lists its product as uncharacterized. Lineage: Eukaryota; Fungi; Basidiomycota; Microbotryomycetes; Sporidiobolales; Sporidiobolaceae. The transcript is spliced from 8 exons. Gene Ontology annotation, biological process: L-aspartate biosynthetic process. The coding region runs from base 20 to 1312 and encodes 430 amino acids. The record is from RefSeq and is a predicted model, not a curated record. Gene Ontology annotation, cellular component: cytosol. Gene Ontology annotation, molecular function: L-aspartate:2-oxoglutarate transaminase activity; pyridoxal phosphate binding.